Chondrus crispus (carragheen) is the source of this 282-nucleotide messenger RNA. RefSeq lists its product as hypothetical. NCBI's taxonomy places the organism in Eukaryota, Rhodophyta, Florideophyceae, Gigartinales, Gigartinaceae. The record is from RefSeq and is a predicted model, not a curated record. Bases 1 to 282 code for a protein of 93 amino acids. The transcript has a single exon.
AUGUUAGAGUGGCAAAGAUACACAAAUAGUGUUUCAAAAAGUACCAUAGACUUGCAGUCUUGCAGAGACGACAAGAGUCAACUUGACAUUAAGACCAAGUCUGUUCUUGCUCCAAAUCUUAAUACUGAAAUUUCUUGUCAAAUUCGCUCUCUCUUUUUGGUAUGCAGGCAUUUCUGGAGUCGGUGCGCGAUGUAUGUGGACCUGUGCUGUGUGACCCUUUGUCUAGCGACAUUGAAAGUGUCAAAUACACUGUGCCUUAAUAUUAUGGCCCCUUUGCUGUGA